GCGAACUCGGCCGCCAGCUGUCAGACAGCGGCGCGCGCGUGGUGGUCGUCGAUCCUCUGCUGGAGGGGACUCUGGACGGCGCCCUGACCCAGCUGCCGCGCCCCCCGAAGGUCGUCCUCAUGGGGAGGUCGUCGCAGGCGCCGGGGGAGGGGAGGCCUAACCUGCAGGAGCUUGUGGGGGACGAGACGAGGCCCUUUGGGGAGCAUGUGAAGGUAUCUGAGCGCGACCUCAGCGUGCUGGGCUACUCCAGCGGCACCACCGGAGCCCCGAAGGGCGCCCGCAUCGACCACGGCGCCGUCGCCUACAACCUGGCGAUGGUCCUUCAGCCGGAGGUCUUCCCCUACGCGCCCACGACAGCGGAGUCCCAGGAGUCGGUUAUUGGCCUCAUGCCCUUCUUCCACGCAUGGGGCAUGUACGGGGUCAUGGCCUGCAGUCUGGCGUUGGGGUCAAAGGUCGUGACGAUGCCGCAGUUCAUCCCCGAGCUCUUCGUGAAGGUCAUCAGGCAGCAUCAGGUGGGCGUGCUUCACCUGGUUCCGCCACUUCUGCAGUUCCUGGUGGCGCACCCGCUGGUGACCCCGGCUGACCUCGCCUCCGUCAGGUCAACCAUGUGCGCCGCCGCCCCGUGUCCCCCUCAGGCCGCCCACGCCUUCAAGGAGAAGGUGCCAGGGAAGGUGUUCUUCCAGGAAGUCUACGGCAUGACCGAGACGAUGCCAACGCACUUCACUCCUCUGAACGGAAAGGAAAACAUCGGCUCGUGUGGGGUCCUUCUGCCCUGCGUGAGAGCGCGCGUCGAGGACCUGCAAACGGGAGCGCCUCUUCCGCCUGGACGAGCGGGCGAGUUGGUGAUGUAUACGCCCGCGCUGAUGAGCGGUUACCAUGGCAACGAGGACGCUACCCGUGACGUCAUGACAGCGGACGGGUGGCUGAGGACGGGAGACGUGGCCAGAUACGAUAGCGAAGGAUAUUUCUACAUUGUCGACAGGAUCAAGGAACUAAUCAAGGUCAAAGGACUGCAGGUCUCCCCCACCGAGCUGGAGGACGAACUCCGAGGGCACCCGAGCGUCGCAGACGUGGGCGUGGUGGGCGUGUCAGACGCGCGGGCGGGAGAGGUCCCGAGGGCGUACGUCGUCAGGAGGAAGACAGCCACGUCAGGAGGAGGAGGAGAGAAGGAGGAGGAGGAGAGAGCAGAAGAGGAGAGACUGGCGGAGGCGCUGAAGACGUUCCUGUCGGAGAGGGUCGCGCCUCACAAGCACCUGGCAGGGGGCGUGAGGUUCGUGGGGGAGCUGCCGAAGAACCCGACGGGCAAGCUCUUGAGGAGGACCUUGAAGGAGAUGGCGGCGCAGGAGGAGGGGGACUAGGGCCUCCGGCGAGAUAAGGAAGGACUUGAUAAGGACGUCCCCAGAGAUAAGGACAAGGGGCGUUCUUGGGGUCGAGCGGGAAGGCUGGACUGAUAAGGAUGAUGAUAAUAAGAGAGAGUAAAAAUAAGUAAAAAAAAAUAAAAAAUAAAUAAAAAAACGAAAUUGU
Messenger RNA from Penaeus monodon (black tiger shrimp), 1524 nucleotides. Its product is annotated as 4-coumarate--CoA ligase-like 9. NCBI's taxonomy places the organism in Eukaryota, Metazoa, Arthropoda, Malacostraca, Decapoda, Penaeidae. Gene Ontology annotation, molecular function: long-chain fatty acid-CoA ligase activity. The record is from RefSeq and is a predicted model, not a curated record. Gene Ontology annotation, biological process: fatty-acyl-CoA biosynthetic process; long-chain fatty acid metabolic process.